Messenger RNA from Acytostelium subglobosum LB1, 453 nucleotides. RefSeq lists its product as hypothetical. Lineage: Eukaryota; Evosea; Eumycetozoa; Acytosteliales; Acytosteliaceae. The record is from RefSeq and is a predicted model, not a curated record. Bases 1 to 453 code for a protein of 150 amino acids. Gene Ontology annotation, biological process: mitochondrion organization. The transcript has 2 exons. Gene Ontology annotation, cellular component: mitochondrion; nucleus.
AUGGCAAGACGCGGAGCAUCAUCAGCUAGAAUCUCAAAGGCACCAGCCACCACUUCAUCGGCACCAAAGCCAACCACUGCUUCAAAGCCAGCAUCUGCACCAACCCAGAAUGCUACUCCACAGCCAACACCAGUCGUCAUGCAGGGACCAGGUUUGCUCUCAACCAUGGCCUCCUCAAUGGCCGGUGCUGUCGCCGGUAACGUCAUUGGUCACGCUCUGGUCGGUGGUGUCAGCUCAAUGAUGGGCGGCAACAACGAGCCACAAACUCAAGUUCCACAAGACACCAACAUGCAGACCGUUGCCACCGAGACCAACGUUUGCAACCCAAUCUACAAGUCAUUCAUGAACUGUUUGGAGAAGAACUCUAACGAUCUUACAUCGUGCCAGUUCGUCUACGAUGCUUUCUUGGAUUGCAAGAGAAACGGUGGUGGUGAGAAGGCUACCUACUACUAA